AAACCUCAAGUAGAGGAAUAUAAUGAUAAGAUCAAAUUAAACAGAACAAGUGAAAAAAGAGCUAACAACAUUCAAACACAUCCACAAGCAAUUUAUACUAGUAGACUUUUAAAUUUCAAAAAUCUCCCAGAACCAGUAAAUUCAGAUGCUAAUAAAACAACAUUACGUUCAGAAUGUUUUGAUUGUCAAUUAGACGAAUUAGACCUUAAUGAAAGUGAUCAAGAAGAAGAAAAUAAUACUGAAUGAAUUUUUUUUUAUAAGAAUCAAAGAAUUUAGUUUAAUUAAAAUUAUAUUAUUAAAUUAUUUCUUUUAUAUAGUUAUUAUUUAUGGGUUUUGUAU
Rhizophagus irregularis DAOM 181602=DAOM 197198 is the source of this 339-nucleotide messenger RNA. The record is from RefSeq and is a predicted model, not a curated record. Lineage: Eukaryota; Fungi; Glomeromycota; Glomeromycetes; Glomerales; Glomeraceae.